Molecule: messenger RNA, 597 nt
Organism: Ramularia collo-cygni
Lineage: Eukaryota; Fungi; Ascomycota; Dothideomycetes; Mycosphaerellales; Mycosphaerellaceae
Exons: 1
Coding region: 1-597 (198 amino acids)
Source: RefSeq, a predicted model, not a curated record
AUGGCUCAUCAAGCAGUCCGCAGACAGUCCACCAAACUCAAGAUCGAGAACCACAAAAUUAGGUUCCACUACCUCGAGACCAAGAACUCCACUACGUUCGACGCAGCCGACUUCGWCCAACCCGGCGCACUCCGUCGAUAUCGGAACGCAAAGGGUGCCUUUCGCUUGUCCUGGAAGAUUCUUGUCGAGAAGCUUGGAGAGGAAUGCGGCUUUGACAAAGACAAACAUGUGCUGGCGUAUUCUGGCACGCGCCACCCAAAGUAUGCCAUGAAGACAUAUGCUGCGAAAGCGGUGAGCAACGAAAAGAGMUUUAAUGCUGCUUUUAGGGAGCAAAUUGAGUGGUUCAAGGCGUCGGAGGGAGGUGGAUACGUCGUCUUUUGGGCGUUGCGGAAGCGGGAUUUGGAGUUGCGGGAGGAGAAUCUCGAGGACACGGAGAUGGAAGUCACGAGAGAGGCCUUUCUUAAGGAGGCCGGGACGGAUGUCAGCGAUGAGGAUGGCCGUCCUUCUCAGAGAUUGAGGGAAGUGGUGGGGACGUGGAGCGAGGGAGUUGCCGAGUAUCCCGAGUGCGAAGACCAAAGAGUGGAUGACACGGGAUGA